Molecule: messenger RNA, 2507 nt
Organism: Clarias gariepinus (North African catfish)
Lineage: Eukaryota; Metazoa; Chordata; Actinopteri; Siluriformes; Clariidae
Gene: card19
Product: caspase recruitment domain family, member 19
Exons: 5
Coding region: 21-704 (227 amino acids)
Cellular component (GO): mitochondrion
Source: RefSeq, a predicted model, not a curated record
ACGCCCCCUUUAGGAAAGUCAUGGGAGUGCCAAAACAAAGGGCAGGACAAGGGAACAAGAUGGGAGACAGCUUUAAGGAGCAGUUAGGGACAGACAGCUGGUUCCUGAAGUCGGACCGGCGCCUGGACACCGAGCUGGUGGAUAAGAUCAUCUUGCAGCUGAACCGAAUCUACCCUCAGAUCCUGACUGACAAGGAGGCCACCAAGUUCCGGGAUCUGGAUGUGCCCACGUGUGUGCGACUGUCUGAGCUGCUCACACACCUGCAGGAGAAAGGCGAGGAGGCGUGCCGGGAGUUUUACCGCGCGCUCCACCUGCACGUCGAGGAGGUGUAUUUUAGCCUCCCUACACGGCUCCGCCGACGUCGGGAGUCUGUGGAUCCGGCGCUGGGACCCGCCCCCAGAGAAGCUCAGAGAUACGUGUUAAACGAACAGGGUGAGCCGCAGUCUGAUCAGAUAGAUGUGUCCGUCUGUACAUACCCAUGUGUCUUUCUUUAUAUUCCCUCUCUGUCUCUCCGUCUCUGCGCAGGGCCGCUCUUCUUUCUCAGCUGUUUCAGUGCGGCUGUAGGAGCAGCGUUGAUGUAUUAUCACGGAGAUGUGAAGGCGGCAUUGGGGUCAAGCAGCGCUCUGGGUUUCGCCGCUCUGGGGAUCGGGAGAAGGGUCCGAGACGUCCUGAUCUGGUACACAGAGGACGGGCUGGGCCGAUAACCUCACACACUGUUACGACUUUUAACAGUUUUACACUAACGCCACUCCGUUUGCUUUAAAGUGCCUUACUGAGGUUUUUACAGGAGUGUGUGUGUAUAUAUUUAUAUAUAUAUAUUCUGUAAAUGAUGUAAUGCAAUACGCCCAAAGCUUUAUCUUCUCUCUCCUUUUGAUUAACAGGUAUUUUUGCUAUUAUUUCCACUAGAAAAUCCCUGUUUUAUUGGUGUGUAUAUGGGAAGUCGUAUACAGGUGCGUGCCUUCAAAGGGAUUUUUAAUGCACUAAACCUUUUCUUUAGAAUUCUUUAAAUUUAUUAAAGUAAAAGGAUCUAAGGUGCUGACGAUGCUUUAGGACGAGGUGCUGCUAUGGACCAGGGACACGCCCAAAAUAUCCAUUAGUCAGAUGACAUGUUAUAAAAACAUCACAGAGUUAUUAUUAUUAUUAUUAUUAUUAUAACUGCGGACACUUCAAACGAUGGUCACUGAGGCGAACACUAUGGAGUCGUGUCCGAGGUGCGAGGAACCGUUCAUCAUCAUACCACAUUUAUAUCAGAUCCGUCUUCAUCCGUCAGUCCGUCAUAAUGAGAAUCAGGUUCAGUUACACACACUGCAGAAGGAGUUUGUCUCUGUAAUGCCGUGCAAGCUGUUAGAAAAUUACAGAAAAGCACAAAAAAAGGAAAAAUAGGAAGUACAACAAGAAGAAUAGACACUUAAUGGACAAAAGUAUUUAUCCAAACCUGUUGAAUAUUGAAUUGAAUUAACCAGACCCUUAUCCCCAGUGAAGGACAAUCUUAAUGCUUCAGCACCAAGACAUCUUGGACAAUGCUCUGCUUCUAUGCAACUUUGUGUCCACAGUUUGGUGAAGACCCUUUUCUAUUCCAACAUCAGUGCACAAAGCAAGGACUAUGAAGACAUGGUUUGAUGAGUUUGGUGUGGAAGAACUUUAGUCCACGUAGCGUGUGUGUGCAGAAAGUGUGCAGCAAGUUCCGUGUAGUGUCCACUGUCAGGAUGGGUCUUGUUCAUCAGUGCAUCUGAUGAUGAUGAUAAAAGGGCAGAGAGAUGAAUUAAUCAUUUAUUAUCCUAAUGAUAUGAUUAGAGCUCAUUUAUAACUGAGAGCAGCGCAGUGAGACGCAUCAGUCACUCACAGCUUGUCCCAGUGAACGCUGGUUCCCUCUCAGAACACACCAGGUGACCACAAGGACACAAACCUGCGCUGCACCGAGACGAGCGCGCAUGCAGGCGAACACUAACUCCGACACAGACCACACAGCGCAUCUCACCUGCUCUGGAUCGAACACUACCUGGUCGUUAUACAGUUUAAAACAGCGUGAGAUUAAAGAGAGGAGACUUUAUAUAGAACGUGAUUACAAUCGAACCCUUGCCAGUGAAUAACACACACCCGUCCUGCGCUAAACUCAUUAGUACACACUGCGAUUCCAAGCACUGGGCUCAGACAGCGUGAUUACAGAACGACAUCACUGCUGCUGAUUGCACCGGGACACACAAGCCAGUAAUGAGUGAGGGGUCAUGAGGAGGUGAUGAGCUCCUGCUGCGUCCUGUUGCUCUUUAAUAUAAAACAUGGACGCUUCAGAGUUUUAGCAUAAACACCACCAUGAUGAGAUCGAAGGUUUUACAUUUAUAUUUUUAUACACGUUUGUUCAGACUCUAAUGCAUUUCAGGUAACUGCCGUGAUUGUACACAACGUGUGUGUGUGUGUGUGUGUGUGUGACUGCAGUGUGCCUUACUGUGUUUUUGUACCAGUUUUACAAAACAACAAAAAUAGAGAACAUAUUAAACCAUACAAACUUU